GGCACUCCGAGGGCUCCGGCUCCGCGCCCCGUGCGCCGCUGGAAGAGGGACGAGAAAGAGGAGAGAAAGAAACUUGAGCCGGGCCGACGGCCCGCCCGGCACGGCGCGGCCCCGGCGGGCCCCAGCGUGUGGUGGUGGAGGCAGCCGGAGAGCGGGGCGGGAUGGACAAGUACGACGACCUGGGCCUGGAGGCCAGCAAGUUCAUCGAGGACCUCAACAUGUACGAGGCUUCCAAGGACGGGCUCUUUCGAGUGGACAGAGCGGCCGGCAACAACCCGGAGUUCGAGGAGACCCGGCGGGUCUUUGCCACCAAGAUGGCCAAGAUCCACCUCCAGCAGCAGCAGCAGGAGAUGCUGAUGGCCACCGCUUCCCUCAAUGGUGGGGCUGGCUUGGCUGCAUCCCGGCCCGGCCUGCCCGCUUCUCGCGGUGCUAAGCCACCCCUGGGUUCAGCCGCCGGCACCCUGCCCCAGGUGGCAGCUGAGGGCCCUAGCAGCGGGCGGCCGGGCACCUGCAGAGCCUUCCCUGUGCCUGGGGAGCCGCAAUCCCCCGGCUCCCAGGCUGUACGGCGAGGCUGGGAAGCAGAGCCCCGCGGAGACCCUCAGGAGAAUGGCGGUGAUGACCGGCGGGGCAGCCAGGGCCAGGAGCAGAAGCCAGCCGGGCAGAGGUCCUCCUCCUUCUCGCAGGUGCGCAGCCCUGCGGGUCCCUCGGAUGGGGCACCAGCAGCCACGCCGCAGCACAGGUCCUCCUUCUCAGCCUCUGCGGCACAGCCAAGCCCAGGUUUUUUGGCCCUCACUGAGCCCUGCGGGCCAAGAGCCGGUGUGGAUGGGCCAAGCACAGAUGGCGGCCAGCUGUGGUACCAGGGUGGCUCACGGCCCUUGCCACCCAGCUCUGCUCCUGGGGGCCCCAGUGUGGACUACCAGCAAGCUGGCAUCCACCCCAGUCUCUCCAGUCAUUUUGUGGCCCACGGCCACAACCACCGGCCCAACGGCGGCCCCGAGUUGGGUGCCUCACACCUGGCAGCAGCACGUGGGCCGCUGACUUCAGAUACGCCAAAGCAGCCUUUCAAGGAGGGCACAAGCAGCCUCUAUCCUGACGGCAGGCACCAGGAGGGCUGCGGCGUGGCCAAGGUGAAGUUGCCCUGCCAGACCCUCCAACAGCCAGAGCAGGGGCCGUCUGCAGCUGAGCUGAAGCUGGAAGCACUCACUCAGCGCCUGGAGCAGGAGAUGGAUGCGCGGCCCAAGGCUGACUACUUUGGAACCUGUGUGAAGUGCAGCAAAGGGGUGUAUGGAGCCAACCAGGCCUGCCAGGCCAUGGGCAACCUCUACCACGAUGGCUGCUUCACCUGUGGAGCCUGCAGUCGGAAGCUGAGAGGAAAAGCCUUUUAUUUCGUCAAUGGAAAGGUGUUCUGUGAGGAAGAUUUCCUGUACUCUGGUUUCCAGCAGUCAGCUGACAGGUGUUUCAUUUGUGGUCAUUUGAUAAUGGACAUGAUCCUGCAGGCUCUGGGGAAAUCGUAUCAUCCAGGCUGCUUCCGAUGUGUGGUCUGCAACGAGUGUCUGGAUGGUGUGCCAUUCACUGUAGACACUGAAAACAAAAUCUACUGUGUCCGAGAUUACCACAAAGUUCUAGCUCCAAAGUGUGCAGCAUGUGGGCUUCCCAUUCUGCCGUCUGAGGGGUCUGAUGAGACCAUUCGGGUUGUGUCUAUGGACAAGGAUUACCACGUGGAGUGUUAUCACUGUGAGGACUGUGGGAUGGAACUGAAUGACGAAGAUGGGCAUCGCUGUUACCCUCUGGAUGACCAUUUGCUUUGUCACUCCUGUCAUCUGAAACACAUAGAGAAUGGCACAACCCCAGCAGCUGUGUACCAGCGUCACUACUAGCCGACGUGGCUGACAGCUGGGAGCCCCGGCAGACCAUUUGUUGUGUGAUCACCCCCUGCCUACCCACCGUUGAUUUUCUGUGCAUGUUUUUCUCCAGUCGGCAAUUUUCCUGUGAAAGGAUAUGAGAGAGUAUUGCUGGAGUCACAGAGUCUGUAUGCAUUUGAGUUCCAGCUGUACCAAACUCUGUCUACUUGAUCAGGAAUGUGGCAUGUUGUCUGAACUGAUUGGUUUACUCUUACGUGCCUUUUUCUGCUUCUUGGAGAUUCCUUUGGGCUCAUUUUAGAAGAUUCUUCAGUGAAAGCACAACUUGCUAUCAAGCCAAUGAACUCAGAUCAUGCCAUGCACAGUUAAAAAGCGGGAGGCUGGCUUGCCUGCCUGCUGGGAAUGCUCCAUCAGUCUGCUGAGUGAUUCCUGACAAGAACAUUUCAUCACAUUCUCCAGAGGACAUCAUAUUAUUAAUACGAGGUUUUAGACACACUCUCUUAGUAAUACUUUAGAAAAUAAAGAAGUCUUUGCAAAAUAGUGUGCUAAGACCUCCCAGUGCAUCCCCUGAACUCUGGUAUAUCAAGUGUGGCUGUAAAAGCACCAACUCUCCAAGCACAGCCCAGGCGUGUUGGCUGUCAGUGGGAGACAAUAUCCCAUUUUGAACAGAACAAGAAACUGGAACAAGCUGGGCUAAGCUACUGUGAUGACUGGAUACGAGCUGCUGUAGAAUGUCACAGCAAUAUACAGGGACCCGUCUGCUUUGUCACAGUGCGAAUAGAGGAUUAUGUUUGGAAAAAUUGGGAUGCUGGUAGCAUGGAUGUGAGGGAAAUCCAUCCCUGUUCUUGCUUACAGAGCUCACUUUGGAAAAGAAGUUCUCCACGUACAGAUAUUUGCCUGAUGUUUUCAUGGUUUGUCCCCACAGCUCAGCCCCAGCCUGGCCACUCCUCAGUGUUUACCCAGCACAAAGCCAUUUUAUAGUGGUGCUUAUUUAGAGCUCUGGGAACAAGCUCAAGAUCAUUCUAAAGGCUUUGUUAUAGUGGGAUUUAGAGUCCAGCUCUACAACCUGUACUCGCAUCAGUCCAGCCACUGGUAUAAACAGAUUUGCUCACACGAAUAAUGUCAGCUUAUCUGAGUGAGGGACUGGGAGUUUGGCUCUUUUUUUCUAUUCUGUUGAAAAAGCAAAGGCUGACAGUGGCACUGAGACUCUAGAAAUGAGCUCUUGCUGAGAACUGGCUGUGGUUCAACCAUACAUCUUUUCCUAUAGCACAAAUGUAGCUAGACAUUCACACCGUGUCAUUGGAGCACCUUCAGUACUCAGCUGGAGUUGUACCUCUAGUGUUCAAAGUAGUCCUUCAGGGAAGCACAGCUGACUUGCCUUUUUAACUGUCAGGGGUAAAAGGCAAAAAAAGAGGGGUAAAACCUCUUUUUUCAACCACCACUGCAGGACAGAGGGCUCUGUCCUGUGAAGCCCUGACUGCAGGUUGCCUCACCUUCUCUCCACUCUGGCUCAUGGACCUCAGGCCUGGACGCAGGGUUGUCCUUUACCCCUGCCAUCAUGGGACUUUUCUCCCCAACAAUCAGCAGCUUGCCUUUUCCUCGCAGGCAUCUCAGCAGCCCUUUUGCUGUUGUGUCUGCCAGUGCUGAUAAAUACUGUGCUUCUCCAUUUGGAGUGGUGCAAGGUACUGUGCAAAGGAUUAAACAGAAGUACGAGCAUCUGCUUUAAUGUGGAGACUGGUAGCCUGCUAGCACCUCCUACACGUCUGCUUCAGUUUAUCUCCUCUAGGUUGAGGAGCUGGAAGAUCUUGGUGUGGACUUGCCUGGGGCUGGCCUUCUGUCCCACCCGGCUGGGAGCAUCUCUGCCCUUAGGGAUGCUUCUUGGGAUGCCAGCUGGGGGCAGCUGGGCUCUGUGGCUCCAUUCCUCCAGGGGACUUACAGCCCUUCAGUGAUGACUGAAAGCCCGUGGUGGAUAUGUCCCACUGCAGUGUGCAGAACAAGCCUUACCUGUGAUUUUAGAAGAGGUAGAAUUGAUCUGAAAUACAUGAGCUCCCUACAGCCUUCAA
Messenger RNA from Lagopus leucura (white-tailed ptarmigan), 3922 nucleotides. RefSeq names its product LIM domain containing 1 (gene LIMD1). Gene Ontology annotation, molecular function: transcription corepressor activity. Gene Ontology annotation, biological process: cytoskeleton organization; positive regulation of miRNA-mediated gene silencing; regulation of DNA-templated transcription. The coding region runs from base 162 to 1877 and encodes 571 amino acids. Gene Ontology annotation, cellular component: transcription regulator complex; adherens junction; P-body. The transcript is spliced from 8 exons. NCBI's taxonomy places the organism in Eukaryota, Metazoa, Chordata, Aves, Galliformes, Phasianidae. The record is from RefSeq and is a predicted model, not a curated record.